This is a messenger RNA of Physella acuta, 4206 nucleotides long. RefSeq names its product centrosomal protein of 164 kDa. The record is from RefSeq and is a predicted model, not a curated record. Gene Ontology annotation, molecular function: protein binding. NCBI's taxonomy places the organism in Eukaryota, Metazoa, Mollusca, Gastropoda, Physidae.
GAUUUUGUUGAGCUUGGCGACAGUGAAAUGGUGUGAUUUUAUUUAAGUACAAUUAAACUAGAAUCAUUUAAAGCAUAUUUUUUAUGUUAUAUAAUAUAAGAACUCAUUCUAUCUGGUUCAUGUAUUGCAAGCAUUAGUAUGAUUUUUCAUCUAUCAAGUAAAGAUAUAUGACAUAAUAUGCUGAAUACUUUGAACAAUAUUCUUUGAAAAAGUGGACAUCUUCCUAUGAAUAGGCUAGAAGAAUGAUGAUUAAUGACCAGAUGGUCCUCGAAGAGGACUAUGAUGAAAAUUAUGAACCAACAGAGAAUGAAAUCAUUGAAUAUGCAGCUUCAAUAGGAAUUGAUGUAGAUAAGGAACAACACCUACUAUGGAUUGCAAGAGAAGGAAUAAACGCUCCACUUCCAGAAAACUGGAAACCAUGUCAAACUCCCACUGGAGAUGUUUACUAUUUUAACUUUGCCACUGGGGACAGCAUAUGGGACCACCCUUGUGAUGAGUUUUACAAAUCUAUGGUUCUUGAGGAGAGGAAGAAGAUAUCGCCAGAUAAAAAUUUUGGUAAUAAUAAAAAGAAAGUGAAAGGCAAGGAAGACAAUAAAAAGAAAAAGGCAGGUGCAUCGAGUUCUGGUACCGGUAUAGGUGGUGGUGAUGAGUUGGGUCCCUUGACAAAAGCUCCUGGUCAGAAGCUGUCUACAUUGAACCCUCUCUCACUGAAAGCAGAACACAGUAUUGGAACACCUCAACUGCACAGGAAUAACCCUGGGCCCCUUGGGCCUGUCAAGUCUACAGAUAGUUAUGGUCGCGGAUCUGUUGGUAAUUCGCAACAGAUGAGGGGAAGUUUCAACACUACAUCUGGGUCCUACAACAAAAGUUUAAAUGUUACCAGCAGUGUGACGAUACCUGUCUAUUCUGGGGAUUAUGAAGAUGAUGAUGAAAAUGAUCGACCUAGCAUGAACAAAUUCAAUUUCGGGGACAUUGCUGAAUUGGGAUAUGAGGAAUCUGAUCCAGAAUCUGAGAACAAACUGAGAUCUAAGAAAGAUGAAACAGAGAGUGACAGUGAUGACUACAACAAAGAAGUGGACUUUGGCUUAGACAAGAACCUGUCUGAAAAGUUGAUGGAGUUUGAGAACUUAGAACCAGGUCUUAGGGGAUCCCUUGAGAAGAUGAACAGAGUUGGCAGUAGUUUAGGCCAGGACAUUGAUGGCACGUUAUCAUUGAAGUCUACUGCUAGGGAUGAAUCUCCAAGGGGCAAAAUUUCUCCUUUAGAUAUAGAUGCUGAGAGAAGGAGAAAAGCAGAUUUGGCUGCAGCAUCUGCGGAAAGAAGAGCUCAGGAACAGUUUUUAAAAGAUGAAGAGUUCAAAAUUGCCACAGCCAAUGAGAAAGCUCUUCAAGAGAUGCAAGAGAAAUUAGAAAGGGAGUUAGAGAAUGCUAAACUUGAACUCUUGGAGGAUAAAGACAGAAGGUUAAAGAAGCUGAAAGAUGAUAUUAAAAAAGAAGCAGAAGAGGAAGAGAGGAAGAUCAGGGCAGAGAAAAGAGAAGUGAUCAGCAAAUUACAAGAGGAGCUGAAUAAUGCUAGGGAAAAGGAAAAAAUCCAGUUAACGAAUUCUCAAGAGCUCGACUUGGCAAAUCUCCGUAACCAACACAGCUCAGUGAUAGCCCAGAAAGAAGCUGAGUUGCGAGAGCAGAUGGACAAGGCUCUACAGAAGCUUAGAGAUGAGGUCAGCAAUUUACAGAAGGAAGAGCAGGAGAAACUGGAGGAAGAGAAGAAGAAAGCUCUGGAGAAGUUAGCUAAGCAGGUUGACAACAUGAUUGCGUCUGAGAAAGCCAAGCUUGAGGAUGAGCAGAAAAUUCAGGUGGACUCCCUGCGCAAGAAACACGACUCCGAGAUAGAGAGGCUGCGCCAGGAGCUGGACCGGCGGCACAAGGAGAGGCAAGACAGCCUGCGGUCUGAGCUAGCAGAGACCCACAAACAGCAAAUGUCAAAGUUGAGGGAGGAGCUAAUCAAACUACAAGAAGAGGAAAAAGAAACAGAAGAGCAUGAACUCAAAGCUGCCAGAGAAAGACAAAAAGCCAUCAAUGACUUGGAGAAAGGAAUGGGUGAGACUUUGAGUGAGCGCACAGCUAACCUGAAACAGGAACAUAAAAAACAGCUGGCCAACCUCAGCAAGGAACAUGAAGAGCAGCUCCGCAAACUGAAGGAACAGUAUAAAGAGAAGAUUCAAAUAGAGCAGGAUAAUCUGGCAGCCGAGCUAGAGAAAGAGAAGGCACUGCUGCAGCGCCAGCAUGAUAAAGAGGUGGAGGAAAUCAAGAAGAAUUUUCAGAUUAAGAAGGAAAGUUUGCAGGAUCAGCUGGACGAUGAGGAAGAAGAACUGAAAGAAAAAAAGGCUGACAUUGAAAGGAAAGCAAGUUAUGUUGAAAAGGCUUUAAAAUCUAUUGAAUCUCAGGAAAAAUUGUUGGAAGAAAGAAGAAAAAAAUUUGCUGCAGAUAAAGAGAGGUUGGAACAAGAUCAUGAUGAAGCUUUAGGUGCAAAAGUUUCUUCCCUUGGAGCAGCAGAACUUGAAAGGAUGAGAGAAGAGAGGAGACAACUACUACAGGAGCUGAGAGAAGAACAAGGGAAGCUAGACACUACCAAGCAGGAGAGGAAAGGCUUGGAAGGGGAGGUCAUCAAGUUGAAAAUGUCUAGAGACCAACAGAAUAAAAAACUGAUGGAGAUAAGAGGAAGGGUUGAACAAAAACUCAAAGAAUUUGAAAACCUUCAAGACAAGUUUGAGAAAGAAACAGAUAAAGCUAGUUUCCUUAGAGCGGAGAGUUCUCGUGCUGCCCCUUCAGCGUCUGCUUCUCCUACCAAACUUAGCAUGACUGACCUCCAGACCAGCCCAUUUCGGGAUAAUUUAUUACGGGUCACAGAUGAUUUCGAGGAUGAUUUCGAUUUAGGUUUAUCUAAACCCAAGACCUUGCUGAGGCCUGGGGUGUCAUGGCAAGAUAUUCUAGCAGCAGAUGAUGAUUGGCUGGAACCCAGCAUUAUUGGCACAGAAAAAAGGGGCAUGAAAGAACACCUGGCCAAAGAAGGGCAGACAAUAGCCAGAGCUAAAGCCUUUCUAAAGAAACAGAGGAAGACAUUGAAACAGAGACAGUCAGCCCUAGCCGCAGCCAAACAAGAGCUGGUGAAAGAUUCAAGAAGGGUUCAUGGGAAUCUGUCAGAGCGGGGAGCUGAGCUGUUGGAUGAGGUGAGACAGACCCUAGAGAAGGAAACCCAUCAGCUGGAUGCCCUCCAGUCACAUGUCAACUCAGGGUCAAGGCUGGUCAAGCAGAAGGAGGAGAAGCUGCAUGAGAUGGAAGAGUUAGUGAAAGAUAACGAUAGUGAGGAUGAAUCAGAGUAUUCCCCCUUUGCAAGGCCCUGGAAAAGCUCCAAACUUCCCAACCUUGACAUUAGUGAUGAUGAAAGCAGUGGCAUCAGUAGCUCUAAUGCCAGUUUGGAGAGUUUUUUAUACGGUAAUAACAGGUACACAUCAGCUCCAGCAUAUCGCACUCCAUCACCCAGGGGUGAUGACCUCUCACGAGCCCUCCACAAAAUCAACACAGAGCUCUCACGGGUUUUAAACUACAUUGACAAAGACAGCGAACAAGUCACAGACCGGGCCACUGUUCCCUACCCAACUUCAAGCCACCUCUACUCUAAUCUACCUGAAAAAUCUGUUUGGUCACCACAUCCUCCACAGGGGCCAGCACCUAGGAACUACUCAUCACUUGUUUACACAGCUGAGCAGUCGCUAGAGAGGAAGUGGAAGAAAUAUUUUGGGGAACACAGACCUCCAUUUACUGCAGGACCGUCCUACUUCACCCCUUCUCAGGGCUAUGGGCACACAUCAUUGUCUGUUAGGGACAGACAUAUCCACAUGAACCUGUUGGAGCCGCGCCCCUCCCCCUCCAUCCAGACCCAGCUGGCAGAACAGAAGGAGUGGCUCAAGCAGCACCACAACAGGCUGGAGAGUGUGGGGCCCUCAGUUAACAACACGGCCUUGUGGGAGACUGGAUCUGUACUGAGUACUGGUGCACUGACAGACGGACGGAAAGAUGUGCCUGGAGUGUCCACCCCUCCCAGGUACGGUUCCAACAUUAGACUGGAGCUGGAUGACAAAGAUGAAAUACGAGUCCGGCACUAUUGAUACUGUGUGUAUUAAUAAUCCUAUUAUACUCAUCAGAUAUUCU